Molecule: messenger RNA, 555 nt
Organism: Conger conger (European conger)
Lineage: Eukaryota; Metazoa; Chordata; Actinopteri; Anguilliformes; Congridae
Product: ly6/PLAUR domain-containing protein 1-like
Exons: 3
Coding region: 117-539 (140 amino acids)
Biological process (GO): acetylcholine receptor signaling pathway
Molecular function (GO): acetylcholine receptor inhibitor activity
Source: RefSeq, a predicted model, not a curated record
ACGCGCAACACACAGCAUGUUCAACAUCCCGCUCACACGGAUCUUAUCAAGGGCUUUUCUCUCGGAGGAAGUUCGCCAGGUCUGAUGUUUCCGCACCAACCCACACCGGGGAGAGAAUGCGGUUUAUCAUUUACACAACUUUCUUGGGAUUUUUCCUCAAAACAGGUCCCGCCUUGCAGAUUCAGUGUUACCAGUGUGAGGAGGUGAAGCACAACGACUGCUCCGCGCCGGAAUUCAUCGUCAACUGCACCGUCAACGUGCAGGACAUGUGCCAGAAGGAGGUGCUGGUGAAGGAAGAUGGUGUGCAUUACCGAAAAUCCUGCGCCUCCUCAGGGGCGUGUCUCAUCGCCUCCUCGGGCUACCAGCAGUUCUGCACGGGCAAGCUGCACUCCGUCUGCAUCAGCUGCUGCAACACGCCGCUCUGCAACGGGCCGCGGCAGAAGAAACGGCCCGUCCCGUCCGCGGCGCGCCCGGCGGCGUCCCCCUCGGCACCCACCUCGGCCCUCUUCCUCCUCUCCCUGCUCACGCUCGGCACAUAGGCGCCCUGCCGCGCCG